Messenger RNA from Syngnathoides biaculeatus (alligator pipefish), 4984 nucleotides. It is a transcript of the gene egfra, whose product is annotated as epidermal growth factor receptor a (erythroblastic leukemia viral (v-erb-b) oncogene homolog, avian). NCBI's taxonomy places the organism in Eukaryota, Metazoa, Chordata, Actinopteri, Syngnathiformes, Syngnathidae. The record is from RefSeq and is a predicted model, not a curated record. Gene Ontology annotation, cellular component: signaling receptor complex; basal plasma membrane. Gene Ontology annotation, biological process: positive regulation of epithelial cell proliferation; negative regulation of apoptotic process; protein phosphorylation. The coding region runs from base 144 to 3743 and encodes 1199 amino acids. The transcript is spliced from 28 exons. Gene Ontology annotation, molecular function: ATP binding; epidermal growth factor receptor activity; epidermal growth factor binding.
GCGAGUCGUCCUCCUUUCUGCUUAGAGGAGGAGCUGUCAAAAAAAAAAAAAAAGUUGUCCGAGAGGUUCACUCACUUCCCACCCGAGAGAAGCGAAAGAAGUCGGGAAGGACUGAGCGGAGUUACUGGCGUCGUGUCCGGAGCAUGGAAUGGCAGCUUCCCGCUAGCGAAAGGACGAUGGCUCGCCGCCUGCUUCGGUGGCUCACCGUCACCUCGCUGCUGUGCUGCUCGCUCGCGGCCGCCGAAAAGAAAGUGUGCCAAAGUAUCACCAACCGCUUAAACCUGCUGGGCACCAAAGAGGACCAUUACCAGAACAUGGUGAACACCUACACCAACUGCACCGUGGUCCUGGAAAACCUGGAAAUCACUUACAUGGAGGAACAUCGAGACUUGUCCUUCCUCAGGACGAUCGAAGAGGUGGGCGGCUACGUGCUCAUCGCCCUCAACACGGCCCCCACCAUCCCGCUGGACAACCUGCGCAUCAUUCGCGGUCACUCGCUGUACGAGGGCGACUUCGCCCUCACUGUGCUGGCCAAUUACAACAAAUCCACCGGUCGGGCCACCACCCAGAUCCUUCUCACCGGCCUCACGGAAAUCCUCAAAGGCGGCGUGAAGUUUGCCAACAACCAGCUGUGCAACGUGGACACGAUCCAGUGGUACGACAUCAUUAACGAGGACAGCAAAGUCAAAAUGGAGCUGCCGCCCCCGGCGAGCAACGCCACCCUUUGUAAAAAAUGUGACAAAAGCUGCUUCAACGGUUCCUGCUGGGCACCCGGACCCCAAAACUGUCAGACUUUAACCAAGCUGAACUGCGCACAGCAGUGCUCCAAGAGGUGCAAGGGACCCUCGCCCAGCGAUUGUUGCAACGAACACUGCGCCGCGGGUUGCACGGGACCCCGGCCCACCGACUGUCUGGCCUGUCGGGACUUCCAGGACGACGGGGUGUGCAAGGAUUCCUGCCCGGGCCUCAUGCGCUACGACCCCAACCAGCACCAGCUGGUACCAAACCCGCACGGGAAGUACAACUUCGGCGCCACUUGUGUCAAGACCUGCCCGCAUAACUAUGUGGUGACUGACCACGGCGCGUGCGUGCGUACGUGCAGCGGCAACACUUACGAGGUGGAGGAGGGCGGCGUCAGGAAGUGCGCCAAAUGCGAGGGGCUGUGCCCCAAAGCGUGUGACGGUCUGGGCACAGGCCACCUGUUGCACACGCUCUCCAUCAACGCCACCAACAUCGACUCGUUUAAAAACUGCACCAAAAUCAACGGCAACAUCCGUUUCAUCCGCACAUCCAUUCACGGGGAUCCAUACACCAAAACGCCAAAGAUGGAUCCCGCCCAGCUUGAGGUGUUCAAGACCGUUAAAGAAUUAACCGGAUACUUGUGGAUUCAAACGUGGCCCGAGAGCAGGAACGCCCUCAGCCCCUUCGAGAACCUGGAAAUCAUUCGAGGACGGACCAAGCAUGUAACAAGGAGCCUGGUUGUGACCCAGCUGGACAUCAGCUACCUGGGCCUGCGCUCCCUCAAAGAGAUCAGCGACGGCGACGUGGUCGUCAUCCAGAACCAGAACCUCUGCUACACCAACCACAGCCACUGGAAGGCGCUCUUCAAGUCCGCCAGCCAGACCACGACCAUCUUCGACAACGCAGACGCAGCCAAAUGCGCAAUGAGAAACGAUACGUGCGAUCGGAAGUGCACGGCGGCCGGCUGCUGGGGUCCCGGCCCCGACAUGUGCAUCGCCUGCCGGGGCCACAGUCGCGACGGCAGCUGCGUGGACGCCUGCAACAUCCUGGAGGGGGAGCCGCGGGAGACGGUGGUGAGGAAAACCUGCGUGGCCUGUCACCCGGAGUGCCGUCGUACGAACGGGACGGCCACUUGCAGCGCUCCGGGCCCCGGCAACUGCAGCGAGUGCGCCAGCUUCAAGGACGGCCUGUUCUGCGUGGCCCGCUGCCCCCAAGGCGUCCCCGGCGAGGACGACGCGCUCGUGUGGAAGUACGCCGACAAAACCAAAGUGUGCCGGCUGUGUCACCCCAACUGCACCCAAGGGUGUAUGGGGCCCGGUCGCGAAGGCUGCCAUGGCAAAAUUCCGUCGGGUCUCUCCAUGAUCGCGGUGGGCGUGGUGGGCGGCCUUCUGGCGGUUCUGGUGGCCGGCCUGUCGGUCGUCGUGUUCCUGCGCCGGCGGCACAUCAAGAGGAAAAGGACCAUGCGGCGCCUCCUCCAGGAAAAAGAAUUGGUCGAACCGCUGACUCCGAGCGGCAAAGCGCCCAACCAAGCUCUGCUGCGGAUCCUGAAGGAACCCGAAUUCAGGAAAAUCAAAGUUCUGGGCUCCGGGGCUUUUGGUACAGUCUACAAGGGCCUUUGGGUGCCGGAGGGAGAGGACGUGAAGAUCCCAGUGGCCAUCAAGGUUCUGCGAGAGGCCACAUCGCCAAAAGCCAACAAAGAGAUCUUAGACGAGGCCUACGUGAUGGCCAGCGUGGAGCACCCUCACGUGUGCCGCCUGCUGGGCAUCUGCCUGACGUCCACCGUGCAGCUCGUCACCCAGUUGAUGCCCUUCGGCUGCCUGCUGGACUACGUCAAGGAGAACAAGGACAACAUCGGCUCGCAGUACUUGCUCAACUGGUGCGUGCAGAUCGCGAAGGGUAUGAACUACCUGGAGGAGCGCCACUUGGUCCACCGGGACUUGGCUGCCAGGAACGUCCUUGUGAAGACCCCGCAGCACGUCAAGAUCACCGACUUCGGCCUGGCCAAGCUGCUGAACGCCGACGAGAAGGAGUACCACGCCGAGGGUGGAAAGGUGCCCAUCAAGUGGAUGGCUCUCGAGUCGAUUCUCAAUCGGACGUACACGCACCAGAGCGACGUGUGGAGCUACGGCGUGACCGUGUGGGAGUUGAUGACGUUCGGGACCAAGCCGUACGACGGCAUUCCGGCCAGCGACAUAGCCGGUGUGCUGGAGAAGGGCGAGCGUCUUCCUCAGCCGCCCAUCUGCACCAUCGACGUCUACAUGAUCAUGGUGAAAUGUUGGAUGAUCGACGCAGAUAGUCGACCACGUUUCCGAGAACUAAUAGCAGAGUUCACCAAAAUGGCACGGGAUCCUCCCCGUUACCUCGUCAUCCAGGGCGACGAUAGCUUGCAUUUGCAGAAUCCUCCCAGCAACAAGUUCUACCGCACCCUGGUGAGCGGCGAGGACAUGGAGGACGCCGUGGACGCCGACGAGUACCUGGUACCGCAGCACGGCUUCUUCGCCAGCCCGAGCACGUCGCAGACGCCGCUGCUCCACUCCAUCAGCCUGAACAGCAGCACUGGGACGUGCAAUGGCAGAAAUGGAUUACUUAGCGGAUUACCCAGCAGGGAUGGAAGCAUAGUUCUUCGCUAUAUUCCCGACCCCACAGAUAAACUAUUAGAUGACGCUUUCCAGCCUGCUUCAGACUACAUGAACCAGAACACGGCCUCGGACAUGAUGAAUCCCGUGUACCAGCACCCCGGCCCUCCACGCUCCCUCCUACCCACCAUCUCCUCGGACGACGCCGACGAGUCGGAGUACCUCAACUGCUUCAAGAACGGGCCCAACGGUCCCGAGUACCUCAACGAGUUCCCCGUCCGCCCUAAUGGGACGAUCGACAAGUACAAGCCGCAGAACAGCAUAGACAACCCCGACUACCAGCAGAGCUUCACGCCCACCUUCAAGGCCCGCCUAAACGGAAAUUUGUCCGCCGCGACCAACGCGGAGUACCUGGGCCCGGACUGAUGGCUCCCAGAACUGGAACAAUGCCAUUUCUUAGCGGUACCAUCAAUGAAUUAUCUGUCACCUCUUUAAGACCCGACCCGAGAAGGCCGCGUGAGAAAGUGAAAACCUCUCGUGACGACAACGGGGAAGUGAACCGGCGGCGGCGCACACAAAAACGGGGAACUGAAAUGAGCAGCCCAAGCCAAGAAGUCUUUUGUCGUGAUGCCCUAAAACCACUCAAGAUGUUACGUGGACCUCCUUGUAACGUGGGGGUGGGGGGGAUUAGCUGCUUUUCUUGGGAUCAGAAUGCUGGACGGACUCUCUGACGUUCUUCCUCCCCGAAAGAGGAAUCAUAGGAUGUGUGAAUCUGGUCAAAUGCUUACAACACAAACAUGCGGUGCGUUAUUAUACUUCACACUCCCCCAGUUCGCUACAGCGCUACACUAUUUUGUCAUUUGUGUGUGUGUGUGUGGGGGGGGGGUGGAGGGUGCUGCAUUCAAUGUGCUGUGCUUUUCUGAGUUUCUGUAUUUCGAAGUGGAAAAGCGACAUACUUGCAUCCGUCGAUUUGUCAUUUUAUUGUUGUUGUUGUGUGCAGGACGCAGGACACAUUUUUUUUUUUUUUUUUUACCGGCAACAUUUUUGCGUGCACAUGAGGGGUACUUGAGGACAAGAAAUUGCAGCUUCAAUUUUGAUGAAUGACGACUUUUUCUCACGGAAGGGGUUGAGGAAACUCAGCUGAGGACAUCCGCCGUGGUCAUCCGGGACCGUGCAUUUCUUACAAACAAACAAAAAAAAAACAUUUUAUGAAAAAUUAAACAACUUCCAAACACAUUCCAGUUUCCCCUUUUGCGGAGAGAAAAAAACUCCAGGUCAGGUCCUGUAUGUGUGUAUGUUCUAUUAUUUCCCCACGGUCGCAGGGAAAAAAGAAAUAAAAUUGAUAUACAGUCUAGCAGUUCUUCCCAGACUUGUCGACACUGUAGCGCUCCAGUCUCGCCCCCCCCCUCCUCCCUGUGAGAGUGCUGACUAUGAAAUUCCCAGUUUUUAAAGGAGUGCAAUUGAUGUAGCAGCCUGUUCAGCCUACUUUUGCAGAUGUGACACAGGUACACGUAAAGGUAUAACAGCGUAUCCGCGAUGCUGAGAUCGAUAUACACGAUAUGAAUAUAGUCCGCUGUAAUAUAUACAUAGCGCUAUACUGUAUGAAAAGCCUCACCUGAAUUGUGAUCAUUUAAAAGUAUAUAUGAAUAAAUCAUUUUUUUAAAAAC